AUGCGAACUCAGCUGAUGCCUCUGAACCAACCCCUUCAACCGUGGCCGACAGUUCCUCAGCAUCGUUGUGGAGAAGAGAACGCUCCAACCACGUCGUCGUCUUCGCUGCGUAGAUCUACCAGGGAAUCAAGGCCAAAACGAGCACUCAGCCCUACCCCAACAAGUCCAAAACGCCGACCUCGUAUGCAAAGACCGAGCUUCACCGAGCUCUCGCAGGGUGAUGACCUGAAGGAAAACGAAAGUACGUGGACUGAAGAAAAACCAGGAUCAAAUGGAAAUGAAAAUGGAAAUGAAGGCUCGUCUUUACCCAUGUCUCCUCAUUCAUCUCUUUUGAAGAGCGACGAAGACAACGUCGAAUACACCAAUGGUUGUAAGCCCAUGCAUCCUAUGGAAGCUUCCAAUGGGGGUGGAGAUGAACAGGUCGUCGCUGAUGACGACAUGGAAAACGAUCUUGUGGACAUUCAACCAUUCGAGACUAACGAGCCUGUAAACGAUGUGUUCGUGACUGUCAGUUUUUCAAGACGGAACGCUGUUCAGCACGUCAACGUGAGCGUUCUAACGCUACCGCAGUUAUCGGAGAAUAUCGAACACUCAGCGGAAGAUCCCUUACAGCUGCGAAGUACAGAGGAUUCGGUUCCAAUGUUGGACAAUGAAAUUGUCAUAAAAUCAUCACCUUCAGAUCUCCAAAUAGAUAAUAGGGAGCUCGAGUCUAUUUCACAGGAACAGGAGGCUGUUUUGGAAAGCGGUUCUAGUCGAACUUUCGUCCAUGAAGAAGAUGAAGUUGAUUCGGCACUUGAAAUUCUCAAUGAUGGCUGUGAUUCUUACACAGCAUCCAGCGACAGAAAUUAUCCCUCAGAAGAGGUCAACAAUCAGAUGGAACCACCAGUUCUAGAUGGUCCUAUAAUGGAUCCGUCGUAUGAACUGAAGCCCGGUGUUGAUGCUCCACCGAAACUAAUGGCGGAUGGAGUCCGAAAGGGAACCCCUAAACCGAUGCACUACGUCGUCGGAGAGAUCUACAGGGUUCACACACCAAACGGCACGGAGCAGGAGGUACAGUUGGCUGUCAUGGACGAUGGUUAUAAACGCCCAAUGGGGAAUAGUGGACUAAGGUGCACGCCGGAAGACUCGUAUGCUACCGUUGAUAUCUGUGAAAUUGACUUCAAUUUCCUGGACGAUAAGAACAUUGUUUGUGGGCUCUGUGGAGAAAUGAUGGAUCCGGAUAUGAUGAUUGGUCAGCUCCCAUACAUAGAGUUCUUAAAGAGGAAGUUGGAAGCUGAAAGGAAAACUAUACAAAGUGGAUUCAAAUCAGUAAUGUUUUCGAAGCAAACAAUUCUUCGGAGAACUCCACGCAAAGUCAGUCAGAUUCGCAUCAACCCCUCAGAAAUGUCUCUUCCUCAGCUUGAAAUUGCGUUGCGGAAAAAAUUGUUGGAAAAAAUGGGUCGCAGGGUAAGGGUAUCUCUUGUCGACAAGGAACACGUCAAGUGUGGCAUAUGCAGUUCUGUGAUCUCUAUUAAUAAGAAGUUUGAAAUUGUCCAUGUAGUUCGACACUUCAACGCUUGGCAUCCCACCAACCAUCAAUGUGCUGGUCAAUGGCAGAAACGAACUCAGAGGCCUGGAGUUGGCAAGCCGCUUUCGAAGCAGGAUUUUGCUGUCAUUGACUUAUCGCAUACUCAGCCUGACAAUCUGCAAUGUAUUUGGUGUGGGAUGUUUAUAGAUGCCACGACCAUAGCAGUUCACUUCACGGAAUGCCACCCCGGAGAAGUUGAAGUGCCAAAGUGUCUGCUCUGUAUUCAGGAGCUUGUGAUAAACGCACGUGUCAUAGAGAAGUUUGGUUCGGACUUUGACAUCAUUCUUCCUGAUGAAUUCCACAUUAAAGUUGAGAAACUGAACAAGCUGUUUACGUCUGAAUCGCAAAUGGACAGCGCUAUUGAAAAGUACCUGGAUACAUUGAACGGGAAACGAAAAAGGGGUCCAUUGACAGUGGAACGAAGAGUGUUCGAAGGAGAUUCUGUUGUUGUGCACACCACUGCCAUUCCCGGGGACGAUGACUCUGGUGAUGGACUAGAUGAGGAAGUUCUCACCCGACCGCGAAAGCCCAUAACGACUAACAGUCGUCAAGUUUUUGGUCGGCAUAACAAACCAAAGAGGAGCAUGGUGCAACCUAUUUAUCGGCAAGCUCCACCAACAAAUUCUGACUAUGUGAAGGUAAUCAAUAAUUCACACUGGAAGUGCAAGAUUUGUGACGCUGAUCUUUACGGAGCUGUGAUCUCAGCAUGCGCUAUUCGGCAUUUUAAACUGAAGCAUCCUCAAGAAUCGGACAGUCUUCAGUUUGAAGUUGUUAGAGCUCGCCUGGAUCGAAUAAGUGAUGGAUGCAUGGAAUUUGUACAUCCACAGAUGCUAGAGUGUCUUAUCUGUCAUCUUACUUACCAGUUACAUAAACCGUACAACGUCUGUCGCGGGAUUCGUCAUUUGAGGUCAAGACAUCCUGAGAUUAUGCCGGAAUUCAAUGGCGAACCGUUACGUCGAUAUCGAAAGACCGGGACAGCAUUGCGCUUGGAUGACGAUCCUAACAUCCCGAGACGACGCAGAGAUGCCCAGAUGGCUGUAAAAGAGAGCGCUGAUAUUUUAACCCGCAUGAAAGCGCAGUAUCCAGGCAGUUUCGAUAAGGUCCGGACUGUUUUUGGUGCUUCUGGUGAGCCAAUGUUUGUGCUCAUGAACGGCGAGGGUGAGCCUGAUGAACUAGUCAAAGAAGGUCUGAAACUCAUGUCGGAAAAUGCUGCUUCAGCAUCGCGUAACAAAGAGGCUGAGCAAAACGAGAAUAGUGACGGUGAAAAUGCAAGCGAUCUGAAACCUGGUAGAGAAGUGGUGUUCGAGCUGAGCUACGAUUAUGUGGGUUCCCUAUUCCAUCUCUUCAAGAAUUCACUAGCCAUUUCUGAUGUAAUCGAAUUUCAGAAUAAUUUGGAUGCUGACGGGAAACCGCAGAAACAUUUGGUUCGUGUGACUCCGGGUAACGACCAGCUGCCAAGUGCUAAACUACAGAACAAUGUGCAUAAAGAGAGAGAUUACUUUGUCGGCACGGAAGUUGAGGGUGAGGCGCCAAUUGACCAAAGCGAGAAUAGCGAGGUGUACUUCGAGAAUGCAGAUCGCGCUGAUGCUGGCUCAGCUGAUGAAUCAGCCGUCAUACUUGGCGAUGUUUUCUUCAUCGAUUCUGAUGGAAAUGAGAUUAUUCAACGAAACACAGCACUUCCGGAUGGCACCAUCGAAACACAGUACCUCGGACAGGUAGCUCGGGAAUUGCUGUUAUUUUCAUCGCUUACAUAUUUUUUUUACAUUUACCUAAUGGUAUGA
This is a messenger RNA of Cooperia oncophora, 3348 nucleotides long. The record is from the annotation of a GenBank genome assembly. NCBI's taxonomy places the organism in Eukaryota, Metazoa, Nematoda, Chromadorea, Rhabditida, Trichostrongylidae.